AUGGUCGUUCCAGCGCCACCGGUACCAUUGAACGACCAUUGCUCCAUAAUAUACAAUGGCGUUCUCUACACAUACCAAGCAAACGCUUUCCAAUCGCUGGCCCUCCAAGAUGGCGCAACCUGGACACAAUUACCCAUGGGCGUACCCACGAAUGGCUCCACCUGCGUUGAAGGCGCUUACAACGAUGACAACUCGCUUAUUGUUGUAGGCGGCUCCACUUCGACUUCAAACUAUCAAGGCAUACAAUCCUUUUCAUUUUCUACCAAGACAUGGACAUCCCAGUCCCCUCUGGACGCCGUCGCUGCGAAUCGAGUGGACCAUGGCACUACAUACCUACAACAAUCCUCAUCGAUCCUCAUGUACGCUGGUACUCAGAACAAUGACUAUGGGCCUUCAUCACAAACUUUCCUCAUCCAAACAACAUCACCUUACAACGUUCAAGCCUUCAACUCUAUUGCGCCACCAGUCAUCUCACCGCUAGUGCUACCGUUUAAUACUACACAUGCAUUGAUGCUGGGAGGGGAUCCGACGAACACGAAACUCUUCACGUUUGGCCCUGUCGAAGGGUGGCAGCAGCUGGAUGUCAGCUUGCAGAAUGCUUUGAGGGAUUCAUCCAUGGUACAGGCUACGAUAUUAGACGGAAGCGAUGGGAGCAAAGUACUGGAAAUCUUCGAUUUUAGCACAUCGCCAAAUCAGAUCUCAACGCUUCUUCUACAAAAUGCGACGAACACGCCACCAUCUACUAAGAGGUCAUACUCAAGAUCCGCACACCACCCUGCGAAACGACGGAAACGGGAUACGACAUUAGCCGAUAGACCAGCCUACAAUAAUACUCUUGCACCCCAGCAGACUCGAACGGGGUACUCGCUUGCGGAGGAUCCAAAGUCUGGCCUGAUCGUUGCAUCGGGUGGAAACAGCCAAGAUCCAUUGGCGAUAUUUAAUCAAACAGGAAACCAAUGGGUUGAUCCCAACCAGUUCUUUGGUGAUGAACCAGCCCCGAGUUCAACGUCAUCUACUCCUACCACAGCUGCGACAGGCACUAGUGCAAGCGGUACAGCUUCACCGAGCCAACAAGCAGCCAACACGAAUGUACGGAACAAGUCCCUGACUAUUCUUGGGGCUGUUCUAGGCGGCGUGUUUGGGCUUGCAGCUCUUCUAGUAAUCCUUCUACUUCUCUUACGGUACUGUCGGAGGAGAAGAGACAAGAAGCGUGAGCAACAAGCAAACAGCUACGCACUCGAGGAUAAAGCAGAGAUGGACUUUCGUGAUGUCGGAGCACCCUUUAUGAAAGAGGCCGGAGGCAGCUUCGUUGAACCCGAUCACAGGAGGAAUAGGUCUGACAAAUUGGGGGCUAGCGCCAACGCCAAUGUCAAAGCUCAAGAGCGAGGAGGCGCGGCUUCUUCCCAAUCGAAACGUGCACUACUUCAUCACCAAGGUGACAGUGCCGGGAGUGCGCAUUCGUUUUGGAGUCGUAGAUCUCCAGAAAAGUCGCCGCCUACGAUAUCUGCACCCAUCAUGGGCCCUCCAAUUGAGGAAACUCUGAGGACAUCUCCGGAUCCGAGGACCGACCCUCGAACAGACACGGGCUGGAGCAGGUAUUUCAUCAACAAUAACUCCAAGGAUCUCAAUUCUAUGCCGCUGGGGCAUGACCAAGAAACAAGGCCGCAAACCUAUUUCUCGGGUGAGGGUGAAUCGGAAUACGAUUCAUCCAACCCCCACGAGUCGGCUGAAGUCGAACCUCUCAAUAUUCGCGCUUCUCAAAAUCCUUCGCUUUACCCGCCGAACUCUCGCGUCCUGUCUCCCACCGGUUUCCCUCACCCAGUUCAAGGGGUCCCUAUCACGCACGGUACCAGACCGGACCCAAGAGAUGAACCAUCCCCGCCUUCGACCCUCGUCUCUGACAUUGACGAAGAAGAUGAAUACGCAAGUCACUCUCACAGUGAUGGACAGGAAUCUUGGGAUCCAGUAGCUUCCGCAGGCGAGCGAGGAAGUUCCUGGACAGAAGAUCGACCGAUCAGCGACUAUGCCGACAGCAGGAUGAAGGCGGAUAGUAGAGUCCCCGUCGAUAGCAGGGUCAACAGCAGGAUUUAUCCACAUCCUGGCGAGCGGGUGCGAAUACCAAACUUCCCGACCGUGCCCAAUAGCCAGGGACCGUCAGGGGUGAACACUCCCACAUCACCCGUUGAUGAUCCGAAUAGAGGUCUGAGAAACGUUGCGUCUCGCGACUUUGCUCGGACAGCAAGUGGGAGACGGAUUCCUCAUAAUGCCGCCGUGGCUAGUUACAGUGCGACUCAGGUGAGGGAGCGUGCAGUGCCUGAAGAAAGUACCAGCAGGCAGCCGGAGUAUGGCGCAGCUCAAGUGCGGACGUUUCCCCGAAAGAAGGAGGAACUGGGGCCCAGAGGACGAGGAGGCAGGGAGACAGAGGACAUGAGCUGGCUGAACUUGGGCACGAGUGCCGAGCAGAGCAACAAUCACCUUCGUUUUGCGAGUUAA
Molecule: messenger RNA, 2493 nt
Organism: Letharia columbiana
Lineage: Eukaryota; Fungi; Ascomycota; Lecanoromycetes; Lecanorales; Parmeliaceae
Exons: 1
Coding region: 1-2493 (830 amino acids)
Molecular function (GO): protein binding
Source: RefSeq, a predicted model, not a curated record